Camelina sativa (false flax) is the source of this 2187-nucleotide messenger RNA. Its product is annotated as HIPL1 protein-like. The record is from RefSeq and is a predicted model, not a curated record. NCBI's taxonomy places the organism in Eukaryota, Viridiplantae, Streptophyta, Magnoliopsida, Brassicales, Brassicaceae.
GUUUUGAAUCUGUGGAUGUGUAGUUUUCAUCUUUUUUUUUUCAUUUCAAUCUCUUAGGAUUAUUUUCAAAUGGGUUCUCUCUGUUCAAUAGCUCUGUUUCUUUCUUCCCUUCUAUUGUUUCUUGCCAGAAGCUCCUUGUCACAUCCUUUAUGUAAUGAUUUGACUGCACCGUUUAAUCCACAGCAACGGCUCACUUUUUGUCAAUUUAAUGGAAGUGUAUGCUGUAACUCCCUUGAAGACUUGGAGUUGCAGAGACAGUUUAAAGCAGUCAAUUUAUCUGGGAGCUGUUCUCUACUCCUCAAAUCAUUACUUUGCUCGAAGUGUGAUCCUUUCGCAGCAGAGCUUUACCGUGUUGAGUCAGAAUCUAGACAAGUUCCUGUGCUUUGCAACUCGACAGUUUCUUCAACACAAUCGCUGGCCAACGUUGAUUUCUGCGCCAGAUUUUGGAACGAGUGCCAUAAUCUCUCUGUAACCAACACUCCUUUUGCAUCUCAAGCCGGAGAUGGAGGCAACAACACUUCCACAAUAUCUGAUACGUGGAAAUCAAGAAACGACUUCUGCAAGAUUUUUGGUGGAGCUUCAGAUGAGUCCUCUGUGUGCUUCACUGGCCAGGCUGUUUCAUUUAACAUUUCAAAAGCUACUAGUCCAUCUCCUUCAGGCAUAUGUCUUGAGAAGCUUGGAAACGGGUCUUAUCUUAACAUGGUACCUCAUCCUGAUGGUUCUAAUCGUGUCUUUUUGUCUGAUCAACCUGGGAAGAUAUACUUGGCGACAGUUCCACCUGAAGGAUCUGGAGAAGUUUUGAAAAUAGACGAAACUAACUUGUUUCUUGAUCUUACUGGAGAAGUGCACUUUGAUGCUGAGCUCGGUCUCUUGGGAAUAGCUUUCCAUCCUGACUUCUUGCAAAACGGUAGAUUCUUCGCUUCUUUCAACUGCGAUAAAGUUAAGUGGCCAGAGUGUUCUGGCAAAUGCGCGUGCAACUCAGAUAUUGACUGUGACCCUGAAAAGCUAGAUUCUGAUAGUGGAGCAAACCCAUGUCAAUACCAUAGUGUCAUAUCAGAGUUCUUUACCAAUGGGACUUAUGUUAGACCGGUGGAGGUAAGAAGAAUCUUUACAAUGGGUCUUCCUUUUACAACACAUCACGGUGGACAGAUAUUGUUCGGACCUAAAGAUGGGUACUUGUAUUUCAUGAUGGGAGAUGGUGGAAGUAAAGGAGAUCCACACAACUUUGCACAAAACAAGAGAUCGUUGCUCGGGAAGAUCAUGAGACUUGAUGUGAAUAAUAAUGUUCUUGAUACAAAAGCCCUAAGCAAGUUUCAGCUAUGGGGAAACUAUUCUAUACCAAAGGACAAUCCGUUUUCUCAAGAUAAGAAUCUGCUUCCGGAGAUAUGGGCCAUGGGAGUUAGAAAUCCAUGGCGAUGCAGUUUUGAUUCAGAGAGGCCGUCUUAUUUUCUUUGUGCAGAUGUUGGCGAGGACAAAUAUGAAGAAGUGGAUAUGAUCACUAAGGGAGGAAACUAUGGUUGGCAUUACUACGAGGGAACUUUGCCGUUUAAUCCCUCAAGUUCUUCUAAAAUAAGCAACUCAACAACAAAGAUUACAAAUCCGAUCUUGCCUGUAAUGUGGUACAAUCAUUCAGAAGGAUCAGCAUCAAUAACUGGUGGAUACUUUUACCGUUCCUCCACUGAUCCAUGCUUGUAUGGAACUUAUCUCUUUGCAGACUUAUACGCCGGAGUUAUUUAUGGUGGGACUGAAAUUCCAGUUGGUAGUGGAAACUUCACGAGCUCUCAUAUUCCUCCGUUACAAUGCGCUUCGGAUUCGCCAGUCCCUUGCUCAUCUGAAACAGAGUCAUCUGCUUCUUCAUCACCACCACUUGGCUUUGUAUUCUCCUUUGGACAAGACAACAAUAAAGACGUCUACUUACUUGCAAGCACUGGUAUAUACAGAAUCGUUCGCCCGAGCCGCUGCAAUUUCCAUUGCUCUCUUGAAAACACAACGUCUUUACCUCCUUCACAACAGCCUGAUCGUUCUCCACCGUCUCCCUCGUCGUCUAAAAGACUACUUAACAACAUCUGUACUCUUGUUAUAAAUUUCCUAGCUAAUUGGUGUUUUAUUUUUGUUGUAAUGUAGAGAAAAUGAACAUUUAUUAAGAUCCGUUCAAAAAAGUUAUAACACAAUGAGUUAUGAUCUUAA